This is a messenger RNA of Meloidogyne enterolobii, 744 nucleotides long. Lineage: Eukaryota; Metazoa; Nematoda; Chromadorea; Rhabditida; Meloidogynidae. The record is from the annotation of a GenBank genome assembly.
AUGCUUCUUCUAAUUUUAUUAACUAUUUUAAUUAAAUUAUAUUUAAAUUCAAUUGUAUGUUGUCAGUCUGACGAAAUAAGUUCCUUACCUGGGAUUAAUUUUACGCUUAAUUUUAAGCAUUAUUCGGGAUAUUUGGAUGCAGGAAAUGACAAUUUAUUCUUUUACUGGUUUGUGGAAUCCCAAGGAAAUCCAAAAACAGAUCCAUUGGUUUUGUGGCUAAAUGGAGGUCCUGGCUGCUCAUCUCUUGGUGGCCUAUUUAAUGGAUUAGGUCCAUAUUUAAUCAACAAAGAUGGCAAAACUCUUCGCCAAAAUCCUUAUUCAUGGAAUAAAUAUGCCUCAAUUUUAUUUAUAGAAUCCCCCGCUUGGGUUGGAUUUUCUUACAAAAAUAUACCCAAAAAUGUAACCACAGGUGAUAAUGAGGUUGUUGUAGCCAAUUAUGCGGCAUUAAAAGAUUUUUUGAAGAAAUAUCCUUCUUUUAAAGCAAAUCCCUUAUUUCUCACUGGCGAGUCUUACGCGAGUACCUAUCUUUCUAUGCUUGCUUCUAAAAUUGUGGAUAAUAUGAAAGAAACUUCUUUGAAUUUAAAGGGUGUUGCUAUAGGUAAUGGUGUAAUGAGCUAUAUAAUUUUACAAAAUACUCUGUUGGAUUACAACUAUGGUCAUGGUCUGAUUGACGAGCAACUUUGGAAUAAAUUUAAAGUAAAUUGUUGCAAAUGUGUUGGUAAUUAUUUUUAUUUGGUUAAAUAA